UUGUCACACACACUAGGUGUGGUGACAUUUUCCUCUGCAUUUGACCCUUCCCCUUGUUCACCCCCUGGGAGGUGAGGGGAGCAGCAGUCCUGUCCAGCCAUUCAGGUAAAUCAUAUUGUUGAUUCAGACCUGGGCAAAUUAAGGCCCGAGGGCCGCAUGUGGCCCGUUGAGCUUUUUAAUCUGGCCCGCCGGACAUUCCCAAAUAAUUUUUUUAGAUGUUUAAGAUGGAAAGUGUAGCUGCCAUUACGAUGUGCACUCAUGUUUUCUAAUGACCGUAAGUCUUCAACUAUACUAAGUCUUUCAAUGCUUGGAAUCUGCAUGAUAUACUAGUUACUAUGGUAAUCUAAUUAGUUACUAUGGUCAUCUAAUUAGUUACUUUGGUCACUAUGAGAUAUCUCAGAUUGUAGGUGGGGGUUUUUCUUUACCCUUCUCGUUCAUAUUUCACUAUGUUUGUUGCAUUUUGGUUGUGUUUCGCUUGAUUGUAAAAUAUGUUGUCAAUAUUCAGUGUUUUAUCCUUCAUAGUUAAUAUUGUAAAUCCCACAUUCUUUAUUUUCAUGUACAUUCUGGGUGUCUCAUUCAGUAAAAAAAAAUUCAAAAUCCAUUCCGUUUUUUAAGGCGGUCUGUCAUAACGUUUUUAGCUUUCAAUCAUUAUUGUGAGGUUUUGUAUUAGUGUUCCUAAAAAUAGAUAUACCGGCCCCCAGACACACUUUUUUUUAUCUAAAUCUGGCCCCCCGAGUAAAAUAAUUGCCCAGGCCUGAUGUAGAUUAUCAUAUCUGCGGUAGACUAGACUAGACUAGACUUCCUUUUUAUUGUCAUUCAAAUUUGAACUUUACAGCACAGAUAAGAACAAAAUUUCGUUACUUAAGCUCAUGGUAGUGCAGGAUAAAAAAGCAAUAAGGUGCAUAUAUAAAUAAAUAAAUAUAUAUAUAAAUAAUAUACACAUUUACUUUAGAAAAGAGAAGUGUUAGAUAUGGGGCAGCACGGUGCCAGAGGGGUUAGUGCGUUUGCCUCGAAGGUCCUGAGUUCAAUCCCAUCUUUCUGUGUGGAGUUUGCAUGUUCUCCCCGUGACUGCGUGGGUUCCCUCCGGGUACUCCGGCUUCCUCCCACUUCCAAAGACAUGCACCUGGGGAUAAGUUGAUUGGCAACACUAAAUGGUCCCUAGUGUGUGAAUGUGAGUGUGAAUGUUGUCUGUCUGUGUUGGCCCUGUGAUGAGAUGGCAACUUGUCCAGGGUGUACACCACCUUCCGCCUGAAUGCAACUGAGAUAGGCUCCAGCGACCCCGAAAAGGGACAAGCGGUAGAAAAUGGAUGGAUGGAUGGAUGGAUGGAUGGAAGUGUUAGAUACUUCUCUAGUUGCCUUAUUUGUGUUUGACUUUAUUAAAUGUUUGGGUAGAAUUUUAUAAAACACAACCAGUUUUCUUUUAAAUAAUAUAGAAAUUCAUCAGAGCUGCUUAUCUAUUUUAUGGGGGCGUGUAGUUAUUCAUAGAACUGACACCCAAUGUUAUUAAAAAAAGUAUUGAUCUUGAAUCAAGAAUCGUUUUGAAUCGAAUCGUAUGAUUCCCAAAGAUUCACAGCCCUAUUAGAUAUUUUCAUGAAUUAGAAAGAUUUCUAAUUCAGUGUUAGUUUUUGAGUGGGCCUGGGGCCCCUCUGCAGUGGAAAAGUUUGGUCCCGAGUUAAAAAAGGAUAAGAACCCCUGAUCUAGACCACAAGGACAUGUUUUAAAUGUAGAAUAAAAACACCAUAGAUCCCCUUGAAUGCAAUAGUACAGUAUUCAUGUCGUAAAGACACAAAGUUUUUUUGUCCUCUUCUACUGAUGUGGUAUUACUGGAAUUGGAGCUUGAGUUGAGUUUAAUUGUGUUUGAGAAAAUGCUGAAAGAACGUAGAUAAAUAUAUACUUUAUUAUUCUUCAAAAGAAAAUCACAUUUCCAGCAGCUUUACAAAGUAUCAAGUUCUUUGUUUAUUAUAUGAUAUUUUUAUCAGUUGUAUGAUGCAAUCAGUUAAAAAAAUAAAAAUCUUGGAAAAAUAUUAAAAAAUAUAUUUAAAGAAAAGAUCAAAAGGCAAUUAAAUAUGUUGAGCGCCAAUGUCUUAAGAAAAAGGAAGUAAAUUGUCAUCAGUGCCACUUGUCAAAUCACACAUUUUAAUGAACGAGCUGACCUGAGUUCCACACGGCAGCACAGAAAGAAUCCAUUCUAGUCCAGUUCUUCAUUUUUGAGCUCAUGUUUCAUUGCUGUCCUCGGUGCAGGAUGCCAUCAGACCUCUAAGGUUUCAUCUAAAAAACAGACUUCACUGUCUUUGCAUUGGGCGCUGGAACAAAAAAAGUAGUUGUCAGGCAAUAUACUGCCAUUUAAAAAAAAAAAAAAAAAAAUUAAAUGAAAGAGCCUCAAAUGUGGGCAGGUGGGAUGGACUCCGUGGCUCCUGUGGAUCUCUCCACAUUGAAGCAGGUUGUAAAGGAAGAGAUGGUUCUCCUCACAGCUAAAACCAUGCAAAGGACGGCGGUCUUCGUCACCUUCGGGGGUCUCGUGACCUCCUUGAUCACAACCUUCCUCCCGUUGUGGAAGACGAUGAAUUCGGACCUGAACGAGGUCGAAAACUGGUACUCUGGACUGUGGCACAUGUGUCUCUACACCGAGGAGGUUGGGGUUCAGUGCAAAGCUUAUGACUCCUUGCUGGGACUUCCUGUGGACCUGCAGAUCGCCAGGGUGCUCAUGUUAAUGUCAGUAUGCAUCGGGGCUUUGGCGCUGCUGGUCGCUCUGCCGGGACUGGACGGGGUCCACGUGUGUUUGGACCAGCCUGGAAAGAGGAGACGGCUCCUGGUCUUGGGCGGGGUGCUGGCUUGGGUGUCGGGGUUCAGCACGCUGGUUCCUGUGUCCAUCGUGGCUUACAACACCGUGGUGGAGUUCUGGGACAGAGGUUUUCCCGACGUGAUGCCGCGCUGGGAGCACGGAGAGGCCAUGUUUUCAGGAUGGUUCGGAGGCUUGGCGCUGAUCACUGGAGGAACGCUUUUCUUUGUAGCGGUGUGCAUGGCGGACUACGACACGCACACACAUUGUGUGACGAACAACAACACUCACGUAGCACACAGGACACAACACUACCGCAAGACUGAGGUUUUGUAAUUGUUUCUUCUUUGGUAUUUUUUUCCCUCCUGUCACUUAUUUUAGUGUCACGUCCAAUAUGUGACUUCUGAAUGACGUAUGUUUCUAUAAUUAUGUGAAAUAGAUAUAUAAUUGUGUUGCUUUUGGUCAUUUGCAAGCCAAUCACAUUAAAAUGUUUGAUUUCCUAACCACUUGACGUGAAAAUAAAUGCCGUGGUGCUAGACCUUUGUGCACCCCUAGGGCCCAAAACAGGCAUUGCAUGCGUUCCUUAUGUUAAAGUUAAAGUACCUACUAGGUGUGGCGAAAUUAUUCUCUGCAUUUGACCCAUCACCCUUGAUCACCCCCUGGGAGGUGAGGGGAGCAGUGAGCAGCAGCGGUGGCUGUGCCCGGGAAUCAUUUUUGGUGAUUUCAUGUGUUAGGAUUGUUCAGUUGAAAUUUCACCAGGAAGUUUUUUUCUAAAAGAAAAUGUCAUUGUGUUGUUGAUUACAAUGUUGUAAGAAUAGGAUAUCCAAAUAAAGUAUACACGCUUUUUCUUAAGACCUCUUUCGGCCCAAUUGACUCUUAUUAUAGCUGCUGUUUUUAACAGCCUGUAGUCCUGGUAUAUUACUAUGCUUUAUCCAUGAAAACCAACUGAAUCAAAUUGUUGCCGAUUGAAAAACAAGAUAAUAUUGUUUUGGUCUAAUUGCACCCCUUAAACCAGGUGGUGCCA
Nerophis lumbriciformis (worm pipefish) is the source of this 3803-nucleotide messenger RNA. It is a transcript of the gene cldn26, whose product is annotated as claudin 26. The record is from RefSeq and is a predicted model, not a curated record. Gene Ontology annotation, cellular component: membrane; bicellular tight junction. NCBI's taxonomy places the organism in Eukaryota, Metazoa, Chordata, Actinopteri, Syngnathiformes, Syngnathidae. Gene Ontology annotation, molecular function: structural molecule activity.